Sphenostylis stenocarpa is the source of this 1419-nucleotide messenger RNA. The record is from the annotation of a GenBank genome assembly. NCBI's taxonomy places the organism in Eukaryota, Viridiplantae, Streptophyta, Magnoliopsida, Fabales, Fabaceae.
AUGUUCCACAACAACAACCACAACAACAAUGUCUCGAUCACCGUGUCCGACGAGGAAUCCGACGAGCUGGGUCGAAUGCGGAUCCGCGCUCGACGGAAGCGCAAGAAACUCGGCAACAGAAGAUUGCUGCGGAAGCUAUUCCUCAGAUACUGGAUGCUGCUCGUCAUUGUUCCCGCCGCGGGAUUGCUCAUAUUCGAGGCCACCAGAAUUGGGCGAAGUUUGAAUAGUUUAAACACGACUAGCCACAUAGAAACAGGCAGUAAGAGAGUUGAUGGAUCUAGUCCCACAUCGCGGAAGGAGCCCCCCGCCAACUUGAAUCGCCUCGAUCCUACCACCCAUGUUGUGGGUGGCGUCAGAGAACGUUGCUUGAAACUCCUACCUCCUGAAAAGCUUGAGCAUCUGGAUAUUCCUGUGGAAGAGUCUUCUAGUUUUCCUGUUGAAGUUGUGUACAUGUCAGAGAGUGAUAGGUCUUUUGUUGGAGGGAAUGUUACGUUGUCACAAUUGCGUUCAGAGGACACACGGUUUAAUUUAUUUACUGGAAAUCAAACAUUUGAGCAGAGAGAUAGAGGUUUUGAGGUGAAAGAAACUAUGAUGGUACAUUGUGGUUUCUACAGUGUGAAUGGAGGGUUUAAGAUAUCUGAUCAAGAUAGAAGUUACAUGCAAAGUUGCAAAGUCGUUGUAUCAACUUGUGCAUUUGGUGGUGGAGAUGAUCUCUAUCAACCAAUUGGAAUGUCUGAGGCUUCGCUUAAGAAGGUUUGCUAUGUUGCAUUCUGGGAUGAAAUCACCGUAAAAGCGCAGGAGUUAGUGGAGCGCAGAAUUGGGGAAAAUGGAUUUAUUGGAAAGUGGCGUGUUGUUGUUGUUCGAGAUCUUCCAUUUGCCGAUCAGAGGUUGAAUGGUAAAAUUCCCAAGAUGUUAAGCCAUCGCCUUUUUCCUGAAGCUAAAUUCUCAAUUUGGGUAGACUCCAAAUCCCAAUUCCGGAGAGACCCACUAGGUGUGUUGGAAGCACUUCUUUGGCGCACAAAUUCUAUGCUUGCUAUAUCAGAACAUGGAGCUCGCAGUAGUGUGUAUGACGAGGCUAAGGCUGUUGUCAAGAAGAACAAAGCCAAGCCAGAGGAAGUUGAAGUGCAACUGAAUCAAUACCGAAAAGAUGGCUUGCCCGAGGACAAGAGAUUUAAUGGAAAAAAAGCUCUAUGUGAAGCCUCUGUUAUCAUCAGGAAGCAUACACCACUAACUAAUCUAUUGAUGUGCGUCUGGUUUAAUGAGGUGGUUCGCUUCACUUCUAGGGAUCAGCUCAGCUUCCCCUAUGUCCUGUGGCGGCUGAAAGCAUUCAAAACCAUCAAUACUUUUCCUGUUUGUACUCGCAAGGAUCUUGUCAAUAGUAUGGGCCAUGUCCGCAAGGCGAAACCUUUGCAAAUCUGA